AUGAGCUCCUCAGGGACGGCCGCCACAGGAACGGCACGUACCACAGAAGCGGCGCCUUCCACAGAAAGACCAGCCCCUAAUUCCCGAAGCCCAAUCCACAACCCCUUCCCAGCCUCCUUAUCAAGCGAAUGCAAGAAGGCGGCACAAAUCCUGGACUCCUUUAUCAACCCUUCGUAUAAUGGGUUGGAGGGUGGCAUCCCACGCAAAAUCCUUGGGCCCGCCAAGGGACUGGUCAUCUGCAGUGUAUUCAAGCUUGGCUUCCUUGGGUCUGGCCGUUUUGGCUCGGGUCUGAUUGUGUGUCGCCUUCCUUCAGGGGGUUGGUCGGCUCCAUCAGCCGUUUCGCUAGGUGGUCUGGGAGCCGGUGGUCAAUUUGGGGCGGAAUGGACGAACUUUGUGUACGUGUUGAACACCGACGCAGCGGUCAGAACGUUCAUCGAGUCUGGCACUUUGACGCUGGGAGGAAAUCUCUCGAUUGCCUUUGGAACCGGGAGGAGUGGAGAAACAGCGGCCAUGAUUGGCACUAAAGGAGUCGCCAGCAUUUACGCCUACUCGAAGACGCGUGGUAUAUUUGGUGGCCUAACAUUGGAGGGCGGAGUUCUCCUUGAACGACCCUGGGCAAACAAGAAGCUCUACCAGCGCAAGUUGAAGGCUAAAGACCUCCUCAGCUCUGAGGUUCCUCCUCCCCGGAGGCUGAACCGCUGA
Penicillium chermesinum is the source of this 702-nucleotide messenger RNA. Its product is annotated as SH3 domain-containing protein. Gene Ontology annotation, biological process: actin filament bundle assembly; actin cortical patch localization. The record is from RefSeq and is a predicted model, not a curated record. Lineage: Eukaryota; Fungi; Ascomycota; Eurotiomycetes; Eurotiales; Aspergillaceae. Bases 1 to 702 code for a protein of 233 amino acids. The transcript is spliced from 3 exons. Gene Ontology annotation, cellular component: actin cortical patch. Gene Ontology annotation, molecular function: actin filament binding; phosphatidylinositol binding.